UUCUUGUACAGCUUUUUCAGCCUUGCGUUCCCCUCUUUGGAUGUAAAGAUGUCUCUACCUCCUGGUACAGGGAGGGUAUUUGCACAUGGAGAUUUAUUUUCAGCUUUCAGGGGGAACAGAAGAAGGGCAGAGAUGCUUUUUGCAACAGCUGUUUCUGAAGUCUCCUUAAUUCAGAGCAAUCACUGUGCUACAGUGGAGUGUUUGGGACUCACCACCAUGGAUGCGCUGUCAGAAGCAAACGGCACCUUUGCCUUGACCCUUCUGAAAAAGCUGGGUGAAGACAACUCGAAAAAUGUGUUUCUCUCGCCGCUAAGCAUCUCCUCUGCUCUGGCCAUGGUCCUCGUGGGGGCCAGGGGCAAUACCGCAGCCCAGAUGUCCCAGACCCUUUCACGAAGCAUGAGCAGCGGCGGAGGUGAAGAUGUCCACCAGGGUUUUCAGAAACUUCUCAGCGAAGUUAACAGGCCCGGCACACAGUACUUGCUCAGAACCGCCAACAGGCUUUUUGGAGAGAAAACUUACGAUUUCCUCUCGGUAAGUCAUACUCCCGUUUUCCAAAAGCAGAUAGAGACCGAGGUCGGGUGGAGGCGGGAGCUGGGUCUUGUG
Messenger RNA from Odocoileus virginianus texanus, 603 nucleotides. The record is from RefSeq and is a predicted model, not a curated record. NCBI's taxonomy places the organism in Eukaryota, Metazoa, Chordata, Mammalia, Artiodactyla, Cervidae.